This is a messenger RNA of Rotaria sordida, 1740 nucleotides long. The record is from the annotation of a GenBank genome assembly. Lineage: Eukaryota; Metazoa; Rotifera; Eurotatoria; Philodinida; Philodinidae.
AUGAAUAUUUAUCAAUCAUUUCUUUUUCUUUUGGCUAUUUUUACAAUAACUUACUGUGAUGAACAUGAUCAUAAAUAUGAAGAAGGUCAAGAAGUUGUUUUAUGGAUGAAUACAGUUGGUCCAUAUCAUAAUCGACAAGAAACAUAUAAUUAUUUUUCAUUACCAUUUUGUCGUGGAUCAAAAAAAGAAAUCUCACAUUAUCAUGAAACAUUAGGUGAAAAUAUUUUAGGUGUUGAAUUAGAAUAUAGUGGAGUUGAAAUUAAUUAUAAACGUGAUAAAGAAAAAACAGAUUUUUGUGAAAUAACAUUAACACAUGAAAAUUAUGAUGCAUUUACAUAUGGAAUUAAAAAUCAUUAUUGGUAUCAAAUGUUUAUUGAUGAUUUACCUAUUUGGGGUAUUGUUGGUGAAAUGGAUGAAUCAGGAAAAUCUGCUUAUAUAUGGACGCAUAAAAAAUUUGAAAUUGGAUAUAAUGGUAAGCGAAUAGUUGAUGUUAAUUUAACAUCAGAAUCAAAAGUACAAAUACAACCAAAUACAAAAUUAACAUUUUCAUAUGAAAUUGUAUGGAGACUAUCAAAUAUAGAAUUUACAAAUAGAUUUGAUAAAUAUCUUGAUCCAGGAUUUUUUCAACAUAAAAUUCAUUGGUUUUCAAUUUUUAAUUCAUUUAUGAUGGUUUUAUUUCUUGUUGGACUUGUUAGUAUGAUUCUAUUACGAACAUUGAGAAAAGAUUAUGCAAGAUAUGGAAAAGAUGAAGAUUUGGAUGAUAUGGAACGUGAUUUGGGUGAUGAAUAUGGUUGGAAACAAGUUCAUGGUGAUGUAUUUCGUCCUCCUGCUCAUCCUAUAUUAUUUUGUUCAUUAAUUGGUUCUGGUUAUCAAAUAGCAACAGUAACAAUACUUUGUAUUGUUAUAACAAUUCUUGGUGAUCUUUAUACUGAACGUGCAUUACUUUUUAGUACAGCUAUAUUUCUUUAUGCAGCAGCAUCAGUAAUUAAUGGUUAUGCUGGUGGAAGUUUAUAUUCACGAAUGGGUGGACAAUUAUGGAUGAAACAAUUAAUUGUAGGCGCAUUUUUUGUUCCAUUUCUAAUUUGUGGUGUAUCAUUUCUUGUUAAUUUUAUUUCAAUUUAUUAUGGAUCAUCACGUUCAAUACCAUUUACUGUUAUGUUAAGUGUAACAGCUAUUUGUUUAUUUGUUAUUUUACCAUUAACUGCAAUUGGAACAGUACUUGGAAGAAAUAUAAGUGGUAAAAUAAAUCAUCCAUGUCGAACAAAUGCUGUACCACGACCAAUACCAGAAAAGAAAUGGUUUAUGGAACCAUAUGUGAUUAUAUUUGCAAGUGGAAUUUUACCAUUUGGAUCGAUUUUUAUUGAAAUGUAUUUUAUUUUUACAUCAUUUUGGGCUUAUAAGAUUUAUUAUGUUUAUGGAUUUAUGUUACUUGUAUUUUUAAUUCUUACUGUUGUUACUGUUUGUGUAACAAUAGUUGCAACAUAUUUUUUGCUCAAUUCCGAAGAUUAUCGAUGGCAAUGGACAAGUUUUCUAGCUGGAGCAUCAUCAUCGAUUUAUGUUUAUUUCUAUGCGAUUUAUUAUUUCUUAUUUAAAACAAAAAUGUAUGGCAUGUUUCAAACGGUAUUUUAUUUUGGUUAUAUGGCAUUAUUUUCUGUUGGCCUUGGAAUAAUGUGUGGAACAUUUGGUUAUGUGGGUACUCAAGCAUUUGUUCGAAAGAUUUAUUCACAUAAAAUAGACUAA